AUGGUCAACUCCUGUUGUGGCUCUGUCUGCUCUGAGGAGGGCUGUGGCCAAGGCUGCUGCCAGCCCAGCUGCUGCAGACCCAGCUGCUGCCAGCCCAGCUGCUGUGUGUCCAGCUGCUGCAGACCCCAGUGCUGCCAGUCUGUGUGCUGCCAGCCCACCUGCUGUCGCCCCAGCUGCUGCAGGCUCAGCUGCUGCCGCCCCACCUGUUGCAUUUCUAGCUGCUGUAGGCCUUCCUGCUGCCGCCCCAGCUGCUGUGUGUCUAGCUGUUGCAGGCCCAGCUGCUGCCAGUCUGUGUGCUGCAGGCCCACCUGUUGUGUGUCCAGCUGUUGCAGGCCUUCCUGCUGCAGGCCCAGCUGCUGUGUGUCCAGCUGUUGUAGGCCCAGCUGCUGCCAGUCUGUUUGCUGCAGGCCCACCCGCUGUGUGUCCAGCUGUUGCAGGCCCACCUGCUGUGUGUCCAGCUGUUGCAGGCCCAGCUGCUGUGUGUCCAGCUGUUGCAGACCUACCUGCUGCAGGCCCACCUGCUGCUACCCCAGCUGCUGUGGUGGUUCUUGUUGCUGA
Psammomys obesus (fat sand rat) is the source of this 558-nucleotide messenger RNA. Its product is annotated as keratin-associated protein 4-7-like. NCBI's taxonomy places the organism in Eukaryota, Metazoa, Chordata, Mammalia, Rodentia, Muridae. Gene Ontology annotation, cellular component: keratin filament. The transcript has a single exon. The record is from RefSeq and is a predicted model, not a curated record. The coding region runs from base 1 to 558 and encodes 185 amino acids.